AUGGGUAACUCAAUAUCGAAAACUUUAGGGAGACUAUUCGGAUCCCGUGAAAUGAAGAUUUUAAUGUUAGGCUUAGAUAACGCAGGGAAGACCACCAUACUUUAUAAAUUGAAAUUAAACAAGAUAAAAACUUCCACACCGACAGUGGGGUUCAAUGUGGAAACUGUUAAAUAUAAAAAUGUGAAAUUUAAUAUGUGGGAUGUAGGUGGUCAAGCAAGAUUAAGACCUCUUUGGAGACAUUAUUUCCCAGCAACUACUGCCCUAAUCUUUGUUAUAGAUUCAAAUGAUGAUGAUAGGUUGAUUGAAGCUAAAGAGGAACUGUAUAGUAUUAUUAGUGAGAAGGAAAUGGAAGAUGUGGUAUUGUUAGUCUGGGCAAAUAAACAGGAUUUAAAAAAUGCGAAGAAACCGCAAGAAAUUUCUGAAUUCUUAGAAUUGGAUAGAAAUUUAAAAAAUCAACAAUGGUGUGUUAUUGGAAGUAAUGCAUUGACUGGACAAGGUUUAGUAGAGGGAUUAUCAUGGAUAUCAAAUAAUACCAAUAAUAAGUAA
Naumovozyma dairenensis CBS 421 is the source of this 546-nucleotide messenger RNA. RefSeq names its product Arf family GTPase ARF3 (gene ARF3). Gene Ontology annotation, cellular component: cytoplasm. The transcript has a single exon. The coding region runs from base 1 to 546 and encodes 181 amino acids. Gene Ontology annotation, biological process: vesicle-mediated transport; intracellular protein transport. Gene Ontology annotation, molecular function: GTPase activity; GTP binding. NCBI's taxonomy places the organism in Eukaryota, Fungi, Ascomycota, Saccharomycetes, Saccharomycetales, Saccharomycetaceae. The record is from RefSeq and is a predicted model, not a curated record.